Punica granatum (pomegranate) is the source of this 2380-nucleotide messenger RNA. The record is from RefSeq and is a predicted model, not a curated record. NCBI's taxonomy places the organism in Eukaryota, Viridiplantae, Streptophyta, Magnoliopsida, Myrtales, Lythraceae.
UUUCAGAUUCCCACUGGGUAUCUAAAAGAAAAAUCCAAUUUUUUAGAUAAAUAUCCGACAAAAUCAGGGUUGUUCCUCUCCGUUGGGGAAGUAUAUAAAUUCGGUUUCGAGGGAAUUCAUGAUAUUUUGGUGAUAUUCUCAUUUCUUGGAAAGGAAUCGAGUCGGUGUUCUUGGUGAGGCUUUGGGGUCUAAUUUCGGGCAGUUUCAAAAUCAAUAUCAAAGCCACUUUCUCCUCUCCCUCUCCUGCUUUUUGUCAAAGCAAAGGCCGAGAAAGGGAAAGGGGAAGAAGAGAAAACUGACCCACCUCGUUCUUAGAGAUUGUUCCUUUGUAACCGUUGUAGGUGAAAAGGGAGAAUCUUUUUGGGCACCGAUUGGCCGAUGUCUGUAAUCAUUAAGAACAGAGGCAUGUGGGUGUUCGUGCUGCUAUAUGUUUAACCCAUCACGAUGAUGAUGUCGUUCGAUCCUUUGACGUUUCUGUCUGCAAUGAAGAUGAUGUUGUUGGCCCCUGGGUUGGAGAUGAAAAGGUCGAAACUUGCUUGAGAAUUGGCUUAGGAUCUGAAGCUUCUUUGGAAAACCUGGGGAGUUGCUUCGCUGCUACGAAAAACAGGUUAAUUGUUGGGCUUCUGGGUUGGAGAGAUUGUUGGGUUUUGGAUUGAAAAGGAAAAUGUCGAAACUUGCUCGAGGAUUGGCUUAGACUUUGAAGUUCCCUGGGAACACCUUGGCUGGGAGCUGCUUCUUGGAAAGAAAAGAGGUCCGUCUACCAUUUAAAUCGAUUGUUCAACUUUCUCGAACGGGUACAAAGAUGGCUGAGGCUACCAUAUGCUCGGGGAUAUCCGGAACUGAUAUUUCUGCUCUCAAACGAGCUCUUUUAGAUCAGCAGCAGCUUCUCCAGAAGCUCCAUGCUGAACUGGAUGUGGAAAGAGAGGCAUCAGCAACAGCAGCAAGCGAAGCCCUUGCGAUGAUUCUCCGCUUGCAGGGAGAAAAGGCCGCAGUGGAGAUGGAAGCUAGCCAAUACAAGAGAAUGGCUGAGGAGAAAAUGUGCCAUGCUGAGCAUUCCCUUGAGAUAUUCGAGGAGCUUAUUUAUCAUAAAGAGAUGGAGAUUGCAUCUCUUGAUUUUCAAGUUCAGGCUUAUCGGUACAAGCUCUUGAGCCUGGGGUGGACUGACGUGGGUUUCAACGAAAACAGAUUUCCUGAGAAUCGUUUCCCUCAUAGGUGUGAUUUAUCAAAUGGGGACAUGGGUUUUGAUCAAAAUCCAAGAAGAAUGAGCUCUCUGCCUGCUAUUUGGUGGACAGAUGCUUAUCAGAAGAAGGGCAUUUUCAAAUCGAACUCAGUUGUUCCACCUUCUGAAGCAGUUCCUAUCAUAGAAGAAUGUUUUGAUUUGGAAACUAGUCCAGAAACCUUUGAUUUGGAUAAGAAAUACAGCAAUUAUUCGACGACUGGGGACUUCGACUCAUAUUGGGAGCAGAUAAGAAAAUUAGAUGAUCGGGUGAAGGAAAUCUCUCAGAGCAAUGGUCAUCCUCGUGAAGACAGGUCCAUUGACUCUUAUUCAUUUAGUUCUUCUACAAAUGUCCCGGUGAACUGCAGUUGUGCUACACGAAGAGAAAGUACAGUUGUUUCUGAUGAGAUCAAGUGUUACCAGAAUGACCCAGAUAAUUCUUCUUGUUCGAAUGUUGUUCAAGAUAUUUUUGAAGUCCCCCAGAAUGAAGAGAGAUAUAAAACUCGUGUAAAGGAGAGGAGCAAGUCCAUCUCUAAGGCCGACUCUGAGACCCUCGGGUCCCAUUCAAAGGAUCAGAGUGAGUGGAUAAAGAAGAUGUUAUCUUCUUUAAACCUCGAGGCUAAGCCCCCUAGACCAAGGGAAAAUAAGAAGGAAAUUGAUUCUGCAGAAUCCCAGUCGGGUCUUCAACAGCUGCACCAGAGAAUUAAGAGGCUCGAGAAGGAUAGAACAAACCAGGGGAAAAGCGAAAUUGUCCGUGAAGGGUUGGGAGAACAGGAGUUGAACUUGCUCAAGGAGAUCCGUGAGCAGUUGAAUUCUAUACAAGAUAAAAUGAGAUGCAGGAGGAGAAAGAAAGCGCCUCUGCUUGAUGAGACUCCUGUUAAUACAGUAAUGGAGGCUAUGCUGCACUUCUGGCUUUAAUCGGAAAUCAAACUGUGGAUGCCUAUGUCACAGGACAAGAAAAGGAAGAGCCUUUGUUUCAUCUCAGGAUUGAAUUGAUAGAAGAAUUUUGGAGUUUUUUAUAGAGUGGCCAAAUUUUUCGGUUUCGGUCAGUUGCCUCUGUAUAGAUUGUAUACUGUUGCAUCAUGUACAUUACGAGCACUAGCCUGUAAAAAAUAUUGUCGAUUCUUCUGUGGAUUUCUAGUCAAGCUUUCUGUGUUCUAUAAA